Molecule: messenger RNA, 10081 nt
Organism: Lingula anatina
Lineage: Eukaryota; Metazoa; Brachiopoda; Lingulata; Lingulida; Lingulidae
Molecular function (GO): calcium ion binding
Source: RefSeq, a predicted model, not a curated record
AUGAAGACAAAUGUUACCCAGGUAGGUAAUACUCUGUGGAUAGAGACAAAUGCAGUACCUGGCAUGAACAACCAGACCAAUGGCUUCUGUCCAGAUCUCAGUGGCUCUCUGUCUCAAAUCUUGGACACUGAGGAGAAAAUCUGUUAUAAUGAGGGAUCAGAUUACUCUGAGGAUGAAGACAAAUGUUACCCAGCUGAACCCACACCCACUCCAACUCCUUCACCUACACCCUCACCAGAGGGAGAAACACCAGGAUAUAAUGUAAAAACAGUGGUAACUUUCUCUCGACCUGCAAACUUCUCCAAUGGAUGCCUAACAAUUGUUGAAGGUGGUUUAUAUUAUUGGUUCCAACAAAAUGACCUCAGUCCCAAUAUUACUGCACUUUCAAUACCUCUCUGUGGGUAUUACACACGUGUGGAAUUUGAACAAGUUUCUUUGUCCAUGGAUAUAAACAGGGUUCAUCAGAAGAUGAGCUUUGGUUACCAUUUCUACCGUAUGACCUUGGCAAAGGAAGUGUUGACAGCCAAACAGGUCCGUGAUUGUGGAGAUAAAAUAAUGGAAUACCCUAUUCCUCUCUCUGUCUACAAUAUAGUUCCAAUUGGAGAGUGCUCUGCACUGGAUGCAGCUGAUGUCAGUAAUACAGGGAAAGUGAGAUGUAGACUGGGGAAGGUGCUAAGAGAAGUUGAUGAAGAUGAUAAUGAAGUUUGUCUUCCUGUUCCAUCCAAAGUGCUAACACUCCAGUUCAAUGUGACAUCAUCAGGAAACACAUCAACACCCAAGGACUGCUGGCAGUAUUAUAGCAACAUCAUGAAUCAACGAUUUGUAGCUUAUUCUGUCAAUCUUGGUGACUUGAUCAGACAGGCUUGUAACUCUGAUGACUACACAAUCACUGGACUUCCUAAUCUGCCAGUUGUCACUUGUCACCCUGUUACCUCAAAUAUGGGAUUCUGUCUAGUAAGAGGUGUACUAGUUCAGCAUGAAGAUAUUCCCAGGAAUAAAUACAUGGAGUGUGCACACAACUUUUCCCUGGUAAUACAACAGGAUCUGCCAUUUGGAAAACUACUGGCAGGCAUGAACAACCAUACCUAUGGCCACUGUCCAGAUCUCAGUGGCUCUCCACCUCAAAUAUUGGACACUGAUGAGAAGAUCUGUUAUGAUCAGGACUCUGAUUACUUUGAGGAUAGUGACAAAUGUUACCCAGCUUACUCCACAAAAUCAACCCCCACUCCAACUUACUCCACAAAAUUAACACCCUUCACAACUCUUUCUCCUACACCAGAGGGAGAAACACCAGGAUAUAAUGUAAAAACAGUGGUAACUUUCCCUCGGCCUGCAAACUUCUCCACUGGAUGCCUAAGAAUUGUUGAAGAUGGUUUAUAUUAUUGGUUCCAACAAAAUGACCUCAGUGUCAAUAUUACUGAACUUUCAAUAAAUCUCUGUGGGUAUUACACACGAGCGGAAUUUGAGCAAGUUUCUUUGUCCAUGGAUAAAAAUAGGGUUCAUCAGAAGAUGAGCUUUGGUUACCACUUCUACCGUAUGACCUUCGCAAAGGAAGUGUUGACAGCCAAACAGGUCCGUGAUUGUGGAGAUAAAAUAAUGGGAUACUUUAAAGCUUACCCUGUUCCUCUCUCCGUCUACAAUAUAGUUCCAAUUGGGAACUGCUCAGCACUGACUGCAGCUGAUGUCAGUAAUACAGGGACAGUGAGAUGUACUAUGGGGAAGGUACUGAGAGAAGUUGAUGAAGAUGAUAAUGAAGUUUGUCUACCUGUUCCAUCCAAAGUGCUAACACUCCAGUUCAAUGUGACAUCAUCAGAAAACACGUCAACACCCAGGGACUGCUGGCAGUAUUAUAGCUACAUCAUGAAUCAACGAUUUGAAUCUUAUUCUGUUAAUCUUGGUGACUUGGUCAGACAGGCUUGUAACUCUGAUGAUUACACAAUCACUGGACUUCCUAAUCUGCCAGUUGUCACUUGUCACCCUGUUACCUCAAAUAUGGGAUUCUGUCUAGUAAGAGGUGUACUAGUUCAGCAUGAAGAUAUCCCCAGGAAUAAAUACAUGGAGUGUGCACACAACUUUUCCCUGGUAAUACAACAGGAUCUGCCAUUUGGAAAACUACUGGCGGGCAUGAACAACCAUACCUAUGGCCACUGUCCAGAUCUCAGUGGAUCUCCACAUCAAAUAUUGAGCACUGAUGAGAAGAUCUGUUAUGAUCAGGGCUCAGACUACUUUGAGGAUAGUGACAAAUGUUACCCAGCUUACUCCACAAAAUCAACCCCCACUCCAACUUACUCCACAAAAUUAACACCCUUCACAACUCUUUCUCCUACACCAGAGGGAGAAACACCAGGAUAUAAUGUAAAAACAGUGGUAACUUUCCCUCGGCCUGCAAACUUCUCCACUGGAUGCCUAAGAAUUGUUGAAGAUGGUUUAUAUUAUUGGUUCCAACAAAAUGACCUCAGUGUCAAUAUUACUGAACUUUCAAUAAAUCUCUGUGGGUAUUACACACGAGCGGAAUUUGAGCAAGUUUCUUUGUCCAUGGAUAAAAAUAGGGUUCAUCAGAAGAUGAGCUUUGGUUACCACUUCUACCGUAUGACCUUGGCAAAGGAAGUGUUGACAGCCAAACAGGUCCGUGAUUGUGGAGAUAAAAUAAUGGGAUACUUUAAAGCUUACCCUGUUCCUCUCUCCGUCUACAAUAUAGUUCCAAUUGGGAACUGCUCUGCACUGGAUGCAGCUGAUGUCAGUAAUACAGGGACAGUGAGAUGUACUAUGGGGAAGGUACUGAGAGAAGUUGAUGAAGAUGAUAAUGAAGUUUGUCUACCUGUUCCAUCCAAAGUGCUAACACUCCAGUUCAAUGUGACAUCAUCAGAAAACACGUCAACACCCAGGGACUGCUGGCAGUAUUAUAGCUACAUCAUGAAUCAACGAUUUGAAUCUUAUUCUGUUAAUCUUGGUGACUUGGUGAGACAGGCUUGUAACUCUGAUGAUUACACAAUCACUGGACUUCCUAAUCUGCCAGUUGUCACUUGUCACCCUGUUACUUCAAAUAUGGGAUUCUGUCAAGUAAGAGGUGUACUAGUUCAGCAUGAAGAUAUUCCCAGGAAUAAAUAUAUGGAGUGUGUACACAACUUUUCCCUGGUAAUACAACAAGAUCUGCUCCUGGGAAAACUACUAGCUGGCAUGAACAACCAUACCUAUGGCCACUGUCCAGAUCUCAGUGGAUCUGUGCCUCAAAUCUUGAACACCGAUGAGAAGUUCUGUUAUGAUCAGGGCUCAGAUUACUUUGAGGAUAGUGACAAAUGUUACCCAGCCUACUCCACAAAAUCAACACCCAUUCCAACUGACUCCCCCAGAACAACAACACCCUAUCCAACUCCUAUUGCUUUACCAGCGCGUGACAAACCAGGUUUCCAGAUCACAACUAUUAUAACUGCUCCAAUACCUGGUAACUUUUCUGAAGACUGCUUGCAUUGGCUCCGACUGUCAUUUUACUAUGCAACCAACCAGUACAGUUACUUUGGUUCCAACCCAUAUUUACCACUUGUCAAUUUUGCUGGAUAUAAUCUUGGUAUCUGUGAGCUGUACUCUGCACAAAUAGAAUUUCAAAGAGGAAAGGCAUUCAUGAGUGACGGGAAGGUUCACAUCCAGAUGAGUUAUGGUUACUACUUCUCUGCCAAGGAAACGCUGACAUCAAAAGAGGCUCGUGAAUGUGGACAGAAUUUGCUUGCAUUCUUGAGAGCAAACUUUAGUUCAGGAUUUAUGCUGCCUAACAUCACAGCCACCAUGAACUGCCCUGCUUUGACCUCUGCAAAUGUCAGCUACAAUGGAUCUCUAGUGUGUAGAAUUGGGCGAGUGUUGAGAGGGGAUGAAGACAAUGGAACAUGUGUAGCUGUUCCAUCAAAAGUGUUAAAACUCCAGUUUACUUUGACAACUGCUGGAAACUCCUCAGCACAUAACUACUGCUGGUCCACUUAUUACAAUUAUUUUAUCAAUCAAAGAUUCAACAAUUAUACCUUGGAUAUGAAUGAUAAGCUGCACCAGGCCUGCAAUUCUGUUUAUUACACAAUAAGGAGUCUGCCUGGUCUGCCACUUGUCAGCUGUCAGUCUGUCACCACAAGUAUGGGAUUCUGUCAAGUUCAAGGUGUACUAGUCCAACAUAAAGAUAUUCCCUGGGAGAAGUACAUGGAGUGUGUACACAACUUCUCUCUGGCAUUAAAAGAAGAUCUGCCCCUUAGAAAACUACUGGCAGGUAUGCACAACCUGAGCAGUGGAAACUGUCCUGAUGUCAUUGGUUCUGACCUGCAAAUCUUGGACACUGAUGAAAAGUAUUGCGUUGAUUCAACAUCAGUUUACUCCAAGGAAGAGGACAGUUGUAAAGAUACAGUCACAGGACCCGGCCGUAACUGUCCGUCAGAGCCUUGUUACAAUGGAGGCACUUGUAUGGAAAAUCCAGGAGACCCCCAUGGCGUCACUUGUUUGUGUAAACCUGAGUUCACUGGAUGGAAAUGCCAAACUCCAAUUUCAGGUGGCCCUGUGUUAAAUGCCAUAGCUCCAGAAUAUUUCUUUAAGCUCUCAUACACAUUCAAUACAUCAAUGGCUAGUAACUGCACCAAGGAACACUUAAGUGGAAUUUUAACUUCAUUACCUGGUUCUGUGAACUUGAGCUGUAGUAAUGGUGCCUCUGUUUCAAUCAUCGAAACUCCGAGUGACAUAAAAAUUAACGGAACACUGACAACAGUCAAGGUCAAACUAAAACUGCUAGUACUUGGCACGUCUGGCCCCACCACACCAAACCUGGUGUCAACAUGUGGAGAUAGUCUGAAACCUGUGAUCAGUAACUUUCUCUCUGGUUUGAAUCCAUCUGCUCUGAACACAACAGCUGAAUGUCGUAAAAUGGUGGAGUUGGGAAAGCAUGGAAUAAUGGUUGCUGAUGCAGGACUGAGUUGCUUGAGUAUGUUUGGUCUGGAUCCAGAUAGUCAUUACUGCAGACCAAUUCCAUCACUGGUACUGAGCUUCCAUCCAAAAUUUAACCUCACUGGUCUGGAUACUGCCUGCCUUAACAGAUACAGAGCAAAGGCAUUGACUCAGUUUUAUGAUGUAAGGGCAGAGAUGAUCGGACUUGUUGACAAAGCCUGUGGGGAGGACAAUGUUAAUGUUUACCCAGUCAGUACAGGACUUUUUAAUCAGUCUGUACUGUCUAAGAAAUCAUUUGAGGUCGGCUAUAAAUUUAUUCCGAUGGGUGAUCUCUCAAAAUCAACACUUAUGUCAUGUGUUGGGGGAAUUAUACAAUCCAUACAUGAAAGGACCAAUACAAUAUUUGGUGAACUUCACAGUUAUAGUGGUUAUUUUAGCUGCCCUGCAAUUACCACACCACCAGUGAAUGUAACUCAAGGUUUGCAGUGCGAUCUACCACAUUAUCCAAUAUAUAACAAGAGCACAGGAUAUUGCGAUGCUGACAGAGGACCUGGUCGUAACUGUCCGUCAGAGCCCUGUCACAAUGGAGGCAGUUGUGUAGAAAAUCCAGGAGACCCCAAUGGCGUCACAUGUGUGUGUAAACCUGAAUUCACUGGAUGGAAAUGCCAGACUUCAAUUGGCUCCGUUGCUAAUACCAUAGCUCCAGAAUAUUUCUUUAAGCUCUCAUACACAUUCAAUACAUCCAUGGCUAGUAACUGCACCAGAGAACACUUUGGUGGGAUCAUAACUUCAUUACUUGGUUCUGUGAAUCUGAGCUGUGGUAAUGGUGCCUCUGUUUCAAUCAUCGAAGUGCCAAGUUUCAUAAAGAUUAAUGGAACACAGACGUCAGUUAUGAUCAAACUAAAACUGCUAGUACUUGGCAUGUCUGGCCCCACCACACCAAACCUGGUGUCAACAUGUGGAGAUAGUCUGAAACCUGUGAUCAGUAACUUUCUCUCUGGUUUGAAUCCAUCUGCUCUGAACACAACAGCUGAAUGUCGUGAAAUGGUGGAGUUGGGAAAACGUAGAAUAGCAGUGGUGGAUUCUGGAUUGAGUUGCUUGAGUAUGUUUGCUCUGGAUCCAGUUACUCAUUACUGUAGACCAACUCCAUCGAUGCUACUGAGCUUCCAUCCAAAUUUCAACCUCACUGGUCUGAAUGCUACCUGCCUUAACAGCUACAGAACAAAGGCAUUGACUCAGUUUUAUGAUAUAAGGGCAGAGAUGGUUGGCCUCGUUGACAAAUCCUGUGGUGAAGACAAUGUUUAUGUUCACCCAGUCAGUACAGGACUUUUCAAUAAGUCUGCUCUAUCUAAGAACCCAUUUGAGACCAGAUAUAAUUUCAUCUCGCUGGGUGGUCUCUCAAAAUCAAACCUUUCAUCAUGUGUUAAGAGCAUUUUACAACCCAUAAAUGCAAGUUUCAAUAAAAUAUUCGGCAGACUUCACAGUUAUAGCCAUUAUCUAGGCUGCCCUGCAAUCACCAUGGGACCAGUAAAUGUGUCACUGGGCAUGAACUGCAGCCUUGCCAGUAACCCAGUAUAUAACUCGAGCACCGGAUGGUGUGAUGCUGACAGAGGACCUGGUCGUAACUGCCCGUCAGAGCCUUGCUACAAUGGAGGCAGUUGUAUAGAAAAUUCAGGGGACCCCAAUGGUGUCACUUGUUUGUGUAGACCAGAAUUCACUGGAUGGAAAUGCCAAACUCCAACUCCUAGUGCAUUACCAAUGGGUGAAAUACCAGGUUUCCAGAUCACAGUCAUUAUUACUUCUCCAAUACCCGUUGACUUCAAUGAAGCUUGCUUGCAAAGGCUUCGGCGUUCAUUUUUCAUCACAUCCAACCAGUACUUGGAACGGCCCCUGCACACCAGUCCACAGGCACAGCUUGUACCCAACCUUGCUGAAUAUGGUUUUGGUAUCUGCAGGCUUUACUUUGCAAAAAUUGAAUUUCUCAGAGGAAAGGCAUUCAUCAGUGACAGAAAGAUUCACAUCCAAAUGACCCAUGGUUACCACUUCUCUGCUAAGGAAGGGCUGACAUCAAAAGAAAUCCAUGAAUGUGGACAGAAUUUGCUUGCAUUCUUGAGAGCAAACUUUAGUUCAGGAUUUAUGCUGCAAAACAUCACAGCCACUGUGAACUGCCCUGCUUUGACCUCUGCAAAUGUCAGCUACAAUGGAUCAUUAGUGUGUAAAAUGGGGCGAGUGUUGAGAGGGGAUGAAGAUAAUGGAACAUGUGUAGCUGUUUCAUCAAAAGUGUUAAAACUCCAAUUCAACUUAACAACUGCUGGUAACUACUCAACUCCUGAACUCUGCUGGGCAUAUCGAUAUGAUUUCGAUAUAAAUCCCAGGCUCAGCUCGGAGAUUACUGAUAAGCUGCACCAGGUUUGCAGCUCAGUUGACUACGCAAUAUUUGGGGUGCCUUCGCAAGGACCAUUUGUCGGCUGUUACCCUGUCAGACCAUAUUUGGGAUCCUGUUAUUUCAGAGGUGCACUUAUCCAGCUUGAAGAUAUCCCCAGCGCUAAGUACAUUGAGUGUGCACACAAUUUUUCUCAGGCAUUACAACAAGAUUUGCUAGGUACCAAUAGUAAAUUUUUGACAGGUAUGCACAACCUGACUGGUGGACAGUGUCCUGAUGUUAUUGGCUCUAAGCCACAUAUCUUGGAAAGUGAUGAAAAGAUCUGCUUUGAUGCAGCAUCACAUUACUCCAAGGAUGAAGACAACUGUAAAGAAGUUGGACAUCUUGAUAGCAGAAAUACCAAUAAACCAGAAUAUUUCUUCAAGCUCUCAUACACAUCCAAUACAUCAAUGGCAAGUAACUGCACCAAUGAACGUUUCGGAUGGAACAUACGUUCAUUUCUUCGGGCUGUGAACUUGAGCUGUAGUAAUGGUGCCUCUCUUUAUACCUCACAUGAGGGUAUCAUUAAAAUGAAAGGAACACGGACCAAAAUUAAUAUCAUAUGGCGGCUGCAUUUUCUUGGCACGCGUGCCUUCUCCGUCACACUAAGCAGGGUGUCAACAUGUGGAAAUAGUCUGAAACGUGUGGUCAACAACUUUCUCUCUGGUUUGAAUAAAUCUGCUUUGAACACAACAGCUGAAUGUUGGGAGUUGGGAAAACAUGAAAUAUCAGUGGUGGAUUCUGGAUCGAGUUGCUGGAGAUCAAGUGCCCUGGAUCCAGUUUCUGAAUACUGCAGACCAACUCCAUCAAUGCUACUGAGCUUCCAUCCAAAUUUCAACCUCACUGGUCUGAAUGCUUCCUGCCUUAGCGGCUACAGAGCUAAGGCAUUUAACCAGAUUUCUAAUUUGAGGGCAGAAAUGGUUGAACUCGUUGACAGUGCCUGUGGAGAAGACAAUGUUUAUGUUCACCCAAUCAACAGGGAUCUCUAUAAUCAGUCUAUAAUAUCAAAGAAUCCAUUUGAGGUCACCUAUCUGUUUGAGACAAUGGGUUUUCUCUCUCAAUCAAAAUUUGCUUCCUGUCUUGGAGACAUUAUACAACCAAUACAUAAAAGGAUCAAUACAAUACUUGGUGGACUUCACAUUUUUGGCCAUUAUCUUAACUGCCCUGCAAUUACCACGGCACCAGUAAAUGUAACUCAUGACUGGGAGUGCGCAUACAGAUAUUUUCCAGUAUAUGACAGAAGGACAGGCUGGUGUGAUAUUGUCGCAGGACCUGAUCGUAAGUGUCCAUCAGAGCCCUGUAACAAUGGAGGCAGUUGUAUACAGAACCCAGGUGAUCCCAAUGGAGCCACUUGUUUGUGUAGACCAGGAUUCACUGGACGGAAAUGCCAAACACCAAUAACUACAGAUCCAGAACUUCGUUUCCAACUUUCUCAUGGGAUAACAUGGAGUGGCCUGCUAAAUAAUACGUGCACAAUACACUAUGUGAAGAAAGCCAAAGAGUUUUUGACCCAGUAUCAAAACUUCGUUAUCGGCUUUAUCAGUUCGUCAUGCAACUACACUUUGCAACCUGGAUUUGAAGUACAAUUUAACAUGUCCCAAAAUGCGGGUGAAAUGAUAGUCUUCAGUGGAAUCUUAACACCGACAAAGAAUGAUACAAAUCUGACACUGUUUGACACCUGUAUGGCCACUGUUGCUGCGACUGCAAGUAGCUUUAUGACUACUAUGUUAAGUGGUGCUUCCACUCCUGGCUGUUCCGCUUUGCAGCUGGCGCCUGGGGCGCAACUCGUGGCGCGGCCAUCGUGGAGCUGCGCAGUGGGAGAGUUUGUGUACAACGGAACCUCGCGGUCUUGUGAAAUCAACUAAACGGAACUUUCUUUCAAAGAUAUUGUUUUGUUCAUGGUCAUGAUUUAAUUUGAAGUAUUAAGAAAUUUUUCUUCUCAUUUUAAAGAUCACAUUGUGAUUUUUUAUGUACAUGAACCGGGUACCUAGCUGCUGUAUAUAGGCUAAUUCUGAUAUUUUCUAUAACGUUCCCUUUUAUAUUUAAUCAAGAACAAAAACAAGAAUCUGUGUUCAGAAUCUGCCUAUAUUGUGUUUAUUUGGACCUAUAUAUGCAUUAUUGCAUCUUUUGAAACUUUUUUUUUUAUUUGAAAAACAAUCGUCUUAUGUAAUUACAGUGGAAGACAUGAACCAACCUGUAUAUACAUGUAUUUAUAAAACGCUUUUGCAAUUUCUCCUGAUCAUUUGGAAGAGUGUCAACAUGUUUCUUCAAUAUGAAAAAGCGUUGUGGUUUCUUUUUUAGAUGUGUUUUUAAUUUGUACAAAAGGUUUUUAUUGAACUUGUACAUGUACUUGCGUAAUACUAAUACAGUCCUGCCCACUGAAGACGCAACAGAUCUUGAUGACUGCCAACUUAAUAUAACGCCAUCAAAAGCGAUAAUCAGGAUUACGUAAAGGGAUUAUUAAUUAAUUGUUGCCGACGAGUUAUCUUCAAGUAGCUGUCAGGGCAAUGCAUUAGGCCUAAUGAACCCAGGAUCAGUCCAUGGCUGAGUUACUGGUAGGUACAUCUAUAUUAUAAUUCAGUGAUUUGCAUGUUAACGUACGCAGGCCUACCAAAUGUACACUGACAGGAACAUAAUAAGUAGGCAUAUAUAUAUAUAUAUAUAUAUAUAUAUAUAUAUAUAUAUAUAUAUAUAUAUAUAUCAAUUAGUAUCUAUUUAAAAAGGAUUUCAGAAAUAUAACAAGUAUUU